This is a messenger RNA of Penicillium egyptiacum, 1083 nucleotides long. Lineage: Eukaryota; Fungi; Ascomycota; Eurotiomycetes; Eurotiales; Aspergillaceae. The record is from the annotation of a GenBank genome assembly.
AUGAAGUACUGUGGCGUCGUUUAUGAUGUUGGACUGGAGUUCGGGGGCCAUGGAUUUUCAGUCGAACCCUUUGAUCCCGCUCUGGUUGAGUACGACAUGCGUACCAUCGCCAACGACAUGCACGCUAAUGCUGUGCGGAUCGAGGGGGAGGAGAUCCAUCGAUUAACAACUGCUGCACGGGCUGCUCAUUCGAUGGGACUCACGGUUUUUUUAAACCCAUGGAAGAUGAACGAAGGCGUCGACGGGACGUGCAUCUAUUUGGAAGAGGCCGCGAAGGCGGCGGAACGACUGCGGAACGAGGGUGUCGAUGUGGUUUUUGUUGCCAGCUGCGAGUACACAAUUUUCAGCAAAGGGGUCUUGCCUGGCGAAUCGUUUAAUGAGCGUGCAAUGUGGCUCGGUGCUCAAUAUCCUGACGGCCAUAUGUCGGAAGAUGUUCCCCAAGCCCUACGUGAGAAGUCCGUGGAAUUAAACAAGGUCUUGCGGUCCUUUGCUAAGGUGAUUCGUGCUGAGUUUAAUGGGUCGCUGACAUACUCGGCUGGCACCUGGGAACUUGUGGAUUGGGACAUCUUUGACAUCGUUGGCGUCGACUACUACCGUCGAGGAGAGACCAAAGAGCAAUAUGUUGCAGGCCUUGAGCGUCACAGGUUCGGUAAGCCUCUCGUCGUUAUGGAGGUUGGUUGCUGUGCCUACGAGGGAGCGUCUGACCGCGGCGACGGCGGCUUCUUACUUCUAAAGAGCACAAAUCCAGACGGCAGCGGCGUUUUCGAAGGCGGCGUCAUCCCAACCCGGAGCGAGACGGAGCAGGCCAAGUAUCUAAACACACAGCUCAGUCUCCUCGCCACUGCGGACGUUCACGCGGUCUUCGUCUAUGUGUUUUCAUUCCCAUGUAUGCGAAGAGGGGAAGGCGCAAGCGACCUUGACAUGAUGUGUUUUUCAUUGGUCAAAUACUGCCCAGAACGGGACGCGAGGGCGAAUGCUAUGCCUCCGUGGUCACCUAAGGAAUCAUUCCACCAGGUCGCUGACUUCUUCCGGUACAUGCUGCAGCCGCAGCUUCAGUGUCCUACUACACCUGGACAGGAUUAG